UUGAACGUCUCUCCAAUCACAUCACACGGCGAGCUAGCUAGGAAACAAACACACAUCAACAUACAGCAAACAUUAGACAAGAAUCAAACACGUUCGCAGGAAAAGAAUAGAAGCUAGGGAGGAGGAAAUGGCAGGUGCAGGCGAUGAUGAGAUGAAGCUUCUGAACACUUGGUUCAGCCCGUUCGGAUCCCGAGUGAUGCUUACGCUCCACCUCAAGGGCCUGAGCUACGAGUACAUGGAGGAGGAGGACGUCAUCAACAACAAGAGCCAGCUCCUCCUCGAGAGCAACCCCGUCCACAAGAAGGUCCCCGUGCUAUUCCACAAGGGCAAGAUUCUAUGCGAGUCCAUGAUCAUCGUCAACUACAUUGAGGAGGCAUUCCCCGACGCUGGCCCUUCGCUCCUCCCCUCUGACCCCUACGAACGAGCCAUCGCUCGCUUCUGGGCCGCCUUCAUCGAGACCAACGUGGUGCAGCCCUGGGUGAUGAUGCUAGACGGCACCAGGAGUCGUGAGGAGAUGGGCGAGUUGGUGAAGAAGAUGAUCGCGGCGGUGGUGACCUUGGAGGGCGCGCUGGCGCAGUGCUCCAAGGGCAAACCCUUCUUCGGCGGCGACAGCGUCGGGUACGUGGAUGUCGCGCUGGGCGGCCUCCAGGUGUGGGUGCGCGCAACCGAGGCACUGUUCGGCGGCCUCGGCGUCAACGUCAAGUUCCUCGACGCCGGCAGGACCCCGCUCCUGGCGGCGUGGGCCGAGCGCUUCGUCGCGCUUGACGCGGCCAAGGCGGUCCUGCCGGACUACGGCAGGCUGAUGAAGUACAUCGUGAUGAGGCGGACCGCGGCGGCAUCCGUUUUGGCGCAGACUAAAAACUGAACCAACAUACUCGAUCGGUUCCUAUAUAUGCUCGAUGAAGGUUUACGUGGUGCCAUAUAUUGCCGAUUCAGUGCUCCUGUUCGUUCGUCCUUGGUGCGAUGUUGUUGCACGUGCGGUAUAUGAUCUGUUUAGUUUAUUUUAUCUACUAUGAGGUGUGAAAAGGCUAUUAUGACCUAUGUGUUUUAGAAAAAUAUGUUAUGAGCUAUGUGGUGUGGAAAAUAAAGCUCUUGUGAGUUUUGUGUUGUGUUGUGAAAAAAGCUAUAAACUGUUUCUUUGUAAUAAAUAUGAAACCUGUCCCCUUUUUUAUCUC
Molecule: messenger RNA, 1175 nt
Organism: Sorghum bicolor (sorghum)
Lineage: Eukaryota; Viridiplantae; Streptophyta; Magnoliopsida; Poales; Poaceae
Product: probable glutathione S-transferase GSTU6
Exons: 2
Coding region: 128-865 (245 amino acids)
Biological process (GO): glutathione metabolic process
Cellular component (GO): cytoplasm
Molecular function (GO): glutathione transferase activity
Source: RefSeq, a predicted model, not a curated record